Messenger RNA from Dermochelys coriacea (leatherback sea turtle), 4097 nucleotides. It is a transcript of the gene OLFM3, whose product is annotated as olfactomedin 3. Gene Ontology annotation, biological process: signal transduction. The record is from RefSeq and is a predicted model, not a curated record. NCBI's taxonomy places the organism in Eukaryota, Metazoa, Chordata, Testudines, Dermochelyidae. The transcript has 6 exons. Bases 706 to 2082 code for a protein of 458 amino acids.
CCUCUAGACAAAGGGGCAGAAAUGGCGGGCUGCACUUUGCUCUCUGCUCUCUAGUAAAACGCUUCUGUCACCAGCGCACGGGAUGGGAGAAAAGGCAAAGUUUAUCCCGGGGCUUUGGGGAGCCCGCCCGCCCCCCUGCCGGUGAUUUCGGAGUGCGUGGGCUGCGCCCGCUCCAGUGCCCUGUAGCUCUUUCCUGUGUGGCUACUGGAGCCCGCUCCGCAGCUCAGGCUGCCCGCAAAUCCCGAAGUGAGGCUAGCGAGAGGGUGUGGGUCGCUCCGUGUUUGGUUAACAAAUUCCCUGCAGAACAGCCCCCGAGCCCCAGAGCUGUGCUGAUGUCACAUCCGCUGCCCAGCUCUCAGCCCCUCUGCCAGCAGCCAGGGCUCCGCUCUUUUCUUGGGUCAAAACUUUUGCGGUGGGUUGGUUGCGGACUGAGGGAAGCGGGGGGCGAGGGGAAGUGGGGGGGGGGGGGCUGGAGGCGCUUCAGCACCACGGCCAGCGCCUUGCUCGCUUGCCUUCCCUGGGCUGGCGCUCCCCUCCCUCUCCGCUCUAAGGCUGCCUGCGGAAUGAUUGUCCCUCGGGCGGCUGCGGCUGCCAUUCGGCUCCGGCGGGCGGGCAGAAAGUGCAACUGACUAGCCUGGGCUCUGCGGCGAGAGCGGAGUGAAUGAAUGAAGAGUGAAAAAAGCGGAGCACACACCUUGGAUCAGAAUGCAGGCGGCCUCCAACAUCCUCAACCUGCUGCUGCUGGCUUUGCUCGCUGGGCUCGAUCCUUCCAAGACUCAAAUUAGCCCCAAAGAAGGGUGGCAAGUGUAUAGUUCAGCCCAAGACCCAGAUGGCCGAUGCAUUUGUACUGUAGUUGCACCAGAACAAAACUUAUGUUCCAGAGAUGCCAAAAGCAGGCAACUUAGACAACUGCUAGAGAAGGUUCAGAAUAUGUCCCAAUCUAUUGAAGUUUUAAACCUACGGACUCAGAGGGAUUUCCAGUAUGUUUUAAAAAUGGAAACACAAAUGAAAGGGCUGAAGGCUAAGUUUCGGCAAAUUGAAGAUGAUCGGAAGACAUUAAUGACAAAGCAUUUUCAAGAGUUGAAGGAAAAGAUGGAUGAGCUGUUACCAUUGAUCCCAGUUCUGGAACAGUAUAAAAUGGAUGCCAAGUUAAUCACCCAGUUCAAGGAGGAAAUUAGGAAUCUGUCUGCAGUUCUCACAGGGAUUCAGGAAGAAAUUGGUGCCUAUGACUAUGAGGAACUACACCAGAGGGUGCUCAGUUUAGAAACCAGACUUCGAGACUGCAUGAAAAAACUCACAUGUGGCAAAUUGAUGAAAAUUACGGGCCCCAUUACAGUCAAGACCUCUGGAACCCGAUUUGGAGCCUGGAUGACAGAUCCUUUAGCAUCAGAAAAGAAUAACCGAGUCUGGUACAUGGACAGUUAUACUAACAAUAAAAUUGUCCGUGAAUACAAAUCAAUCACAGAUUUUGUCAGUGGGGCUGAAUCAAGAACAUACAAUCUUCCUUUCAAAUGGGCAGGAACCAAUCAUGUUGUCUACAAUGGCUCCCUCUAUUUCAACAAGUAUCAGAGUAACAUAAUCAUCAAAUACAGCUUUGACGCAGGACGGGUGCUUGCACAGCGUAGCCUGGAAUAUGCUGGCUUUCACAAUGUGUACCCCUACACUUGGGGCGGCUUCUCAGAUAUUGACCUGAUGGCAGAUGAAAUUGGGCUGUGGGCCAUAUAUGCUACCAACCAGAAUGCAGGCAACAUUGUUAUCAGCCAGCUAAACCAGGAUACAUUAGAAGUGAUGAAGAGCUGGAGUACAGGCUAUCCAAAAAGAAGUGCUGGGGAAUCCUUCAUGAUCUGUGGAACUUUGUAUGUUACCAACUCACAUUUAACAGGAGCCAAGGUCUACUAUUCUUAUUCCACAAAAACCUCCACUUAUGAGUAUACAGACAUUCCGUUCCAUAAUCAGUACUUUCACAUAUCCAUGCUUGACUACAAUGCAAGAGAUAGAGCUCUCUAUGCCUGGAACAAUGGACAUCAGGUCCUGUUCAAUGUCACCCUUUUCCACAUCAUUAAGACCGAAGAUGACACAUAAAUUGUCUCUCCCCCUCCACCCCCCGGCACACACGCACACUUCGAAAGUGUCAUUUGUGAUAAACUCUAAAACAUCCUUCUGGAUUUCUUUUAUUUAAGUUCUUUUUCAUUAAAAAACAAAAGCAUUUUCUACUGUGCAAUGUGUUCCAAAUAUGGCUGAGCCUGUCAAAAAUGACCUGUUGGAAAUACAAGCAUCCUAACUCUUGAAAAAACAAGGCCUGCCAUGACCUUGUCAUGAAAAGCACUAAAGAGGGUUUAAGUGGCUAAAGACAGUUUUAAAAAGAUUAUGAUCUGCCUUAUAUUAGAGUCAGAGACUAAUGGUGGCUUAAAUGCAUGAAUGUCUUUUUUUUUACCUUAUGUCUUUUUUUAAUCUGUCUAUUGCUCAACAUCAGGAAAUAUUUUGGUAGUAAUCUGAAGCAUAAUGCACAUUAUUAUUAUUUAUUCCAAGAGAAAGAUUUUAGGGAUUUGAUUUACUUUGAAAAAAUGUAUAUGAUUCAUUUUGCCAUCACACAAUUUCUGAUGCGGUGCUGUACAGUACGUUUUGAACUCACUUGCAGUUUAUCAACGAUAUGUAUUUCUACCAUUGUAACCACCAUUGUGCAAUUGUAUCUCUUCACUUCCGUGAAAGUAAACUAAGUACUAUUUUUUAUAAAAUAUAUUGAAGUUUAAUCACAGUUCUAAACAUGGGUCAAUUUAAAAUUUUAUCGGACAGCAGAUCCCCGACUUUUGACUGGUAGAUCACACACACACUUGGGGUAUGCUAGCAAAUCAGCACUAUCAGCCUAUAUCCUCUUUUGCCAGUCUCUGUUGCCACCAUCAAGUGUCUUGCUCAUUUUCUCUCUCGUGCCAUUUUCUAUCUUUCCUUCCUCCCAAUCAUUUUCUUUUUGAUGUAUUUUUUCACUCUCUAAUUUUGGGUAUUAUUUUGCUCUCAUGUUUGCUCUCAUGUUCUCAUUAUCUGUAGCAGAAAGCUACAUGCUGCUUUCUGUGAUCUGUCUAUGGGUUCCUCCUUUGGGAGCAGGCUCUCAAGGUUUACAUGAAUACUGCAGGGUAAGAGGAGAGAUACUUAGGACUGUAUAUUGGCUGCUGCCUCAGCCUGCACUCCUAUAUGUAUGAACUGCCCCUCUGGUUGGCUGUAAUAGAGGCCACCGUAGAAGCAGGGAUGGAAGGGAGGUGGCUUUCCUGGAUCUACCAACUUCAUUACCUACAAUAACAGGAGCACAUUUCAACUGAGGGAAGGCUUAUCUGGACAUAUAGCAGCGCAAAAAAAAAAAAGCGGCAAAGUGGUCAGGCAUGACAUCUGGUAUCCAUCAUGAAGUUGAUGUCUAUUAAUUUAAAUGGGAAAUGUAUUGCAUGGCUAAACAAACUGCAACAGAUAUUUUGCAAAAAGUUUUAGAUAUUGACUGAAAUAGUAUUGCUGCCUCUGGUCAAAAACUGAUUAUCUUGAUUCUCAGUCUCUUUUUGUGAAAUCUGUGAGUUUUAUGAAUAUUACCAGUUUCAAAAUUGUGAGGGUGGGAUGGGGUUGUUUGUGGAGGAUUUAAUUACUUUUUUUGCAACUGACAUGGUAGAAAAGGAAAAAAAUGCUAUAUAACAUGAAGAAUGAUACAAAAUUAUUUCAUGUUACUAUGAUGCAUAUCACAGAUUAUGAAAGCCACAAGUCUGCAGUACAGAACACAAAGGCUCUGUUUCCCCCCAAAUUUGUUUAGAAUAAACACCUUUUUCAAAUCCUUUUAACCAGAAAAUGUAAAAUGGGGAAGGGGGUGGGAAUCACAAAUCUUUUUUAUGAACAAUUUGUUCUUUUGUCAAAAAAUUAAAAAUUUGCUUUUUUACCAGAUCUAUUUUGAAGCUAUUUCACUUGGUAAUUCUACCUCCAACAUACCAAUUGAGAUCAGUUUAUCUAUUUCCAAAUGUGUUAACUUCUUAAAGUAUAUUUGGUCUCAAAGCAUGUCAGUUGUGCAAUAUGUAAGCACGCAAAGAAUGGAAUAGUGUGCCUUUUUUUCUGACUAAUUGGAAAAAAAA